Messenger RNA from Mycena citricolor, 1987 nucleotides. NCBI's taxonomy places the organism in Eukaryota, Fungi, Basidiomycota, Agaricomycetes, Agaricales, Mycenaceae. The record is from the annotation of a GenBank genome assembly.
AUGACGUCAAUCCUCUUUCAGAGAUUCUUUGCCAACCACGGUUUCCGCAGGCUUCAUUCAUUCAUGGCCUCUCCAGAUAUAGCCAGGACCGAUUCCAGCUUGUGCAGUUUUCUCAUCAAAGCUAAAGCCCAGUAUCUCCAAGCACAGUCUAACACUCAUGAAUGGACGAUUGUGAUGGGCAAUGAAGCUGGAGAUCUGGACUCUAUUGCCAGUGCGAUAGCCUUUGCAUGGAUAGAGUCUGCAAAGAGCUCAUGCAUCCCUCUCAUCCAGAUGGCACGCGAAGAUCUCAUCCUGCGGCCCGAAAACAUGCAUGCACUCGCGUUAGCGGGGAUCCAAAAUCCCGCGGAGGAGCUUCUUACUCUUUCCGAUAUCUCUCCCUCCUCAUUCCCUCCGUCGAUCAAGUUCGCGCUUGUCGACCAUAACCGGCUUGGAGCCGCAUUCCCCUCUCAGGCCCCGGUUGUCGCCGUCAUUGACCACCACGACGACGAGGGCCUUUACACGGAGACUGCACAUCCGCGGAAGGUAGCACCGGCUGGGAGCUGUGCCUCGCAUGUGGCACAGAUGCUGCUGCUGCCGGCGGCGGGGGAUGAUGCGAUGCUGCCAGUGCGGGAUGUUUCGACGCUCUUGCUUUCUGCCAUCCUCAUCGACACGAAUUGCCUCAAACCCGGAGGCAAAGCCCUGGACGUCGACCGUGAGGCGGUUCGCAACCUCAUCCCACGCUCUGCAAUGGACUCGCCAUCGCUGCUUACAGACGAGUUACCCGCUGCGGUGAGGCGAUUAUCGGACGAGCUUGCGUCAAAGAAACUGGACGUCUCCCAUCUCAGUACUUGGGACCUGCUUCGACGAGAUUACAAGGAGUACACCUUCAGCCUAAACUGGAUCCAGCCCGUUCCUUCCUCUAUUCACGCCGGGCUGGCGUCUGUGUCCGUAGGGCUGAAGGACCUGGCCGACCUGGAGAAUGCAGCGGACAAAUGGAUGGCAACGCGGAAUCUCACGGUAUUCGGAGUGCUCACGUCGUUCCGGGAUGCCGAAAAGCUCGGGAAAACGAGCGGGAAACCGAAGCAUCGGAGAGAGAUGGCGUGGUUUAUCCGGUCUAGCGAUAAAGCUCCGGCCGACGAACUAGCCUCCAGACUGCAGAAAGGUCUGGAGCAAAGCGAGGAGAUACGCGCGCGGAGGCAUGAGCAGGUGGCGCUGGAGGGUAAGCCCUCGGGAAUGCGAGCCAUGGCUUACGAACAAGGCAAUGCACAAGCCACACGUAAAGCCUCAGCGCCGCUGCUUAGAAGUAUCAUGGAAAGCAAGCAGUGAUUUCUUCCGUCGUACAAUGAUAUCGUAUGUACCUAAAUCCCAUCGUCGCUGGAUCGAUCACGCGUCAUGAUUCGCACACGAGGACAUGCUGCGCGAGUCGGGCCGAAGCCAGUCUGGCCAGGAGUCGUCCUUUUCGUCGACAAGAGAGGAGAUGGAGAGAUGGAUGCUGCGCGGCUUCGUCCGCAGCGAUCCGAUGGAGCUCGUCCGUCGCCGGUGCCGCUGGCUGGGUGUUUUCUUGCCUGUGAACGCAGGGAGGGAUUGCCAGCUCCACGGGUCCUCCUGGAUGGACCCGAACGACGUUUCAGAGCUCCCCGUAGACUCGUCGCUGCCCCUUGACGUGAAAGACAUGGCUGGGAGGGAGGGAAGUGAAUGGUGCCCGUGGAGGCGCCGGACGACCGCUACGCACCAACAGAAGUGUUCAGGAUCUGCUGCUCUAGACUCCUGCCCUGGUAAAACCGUCUGUAGCCCCCGAACAUCACGCGUGGAAAGGGCUCGAAGAGAUUGCAGUCGGGGGCGGGGGGCUCCACGACUGCCGCCACCCGAUGCUCCCGACGCUCCGAUGCGUCCAAAGAGAGCCGCCCUUGGUCGUCGUCGCCACUGCCGCCGCCCCCAACUCGCCACUUGAAGCAGAGGAAAGGCAUCGGAAGAGACGUGGAGGAGUUAAGAAGCUAACGCAUAGUUG